Messenger RNA from Bursaphelenchus okinawaensis, 7069 nucleotides. The record is from the annotation of a GenBank genome assembly. Lineage: Eukaryota; Metazoa; Nematoda; Chromadorea; Rhabditida; Aphelenchoididae.
AUGCCCGACAACCGAUCGCCGCCCCUCGCGGCCAGUCCCUCAACAUCGCGACAAAUCUAUUCGACCAGGCCCGAUCCACAAGCUGUCGCCGUCCAAACCACACGGCCCGAUUCCCAACUGAAUGGUAAGAAUGAUUCCAUUGUUUUUUCUUUUCGGUUUUUAGGAACAUUGGACGCGGAAUGAGGAAUGCAAAUCGUCGCUACUGAUUUUAUAAUGUUUUUGUGGUUUUAAAAUGGGGGUAUAAUUGUAAAGGGGGAGAAGGAAAGAGCUGUGAUGGAUAAUGUAGUGUUUUUCUGCGCUAGCAAAAAGUUUUGCCGAGUACAAUCUUUGAAAGGUAUUUUUUGAAUUAAAUAGGGCUUUAGGCAAGAUUUAAGGGUAACUUCUUUAACUUUAUGAUAUAUAAGUAUAAGAAAAUUCAGGGCAAAAGAGCGGAGAGCUGUUGAUGUGAGGGAUAAGAUGGUUUUUCGAGCGAUAACUAAAGUUCUUUUGCGAAUACUGUUUUGAAAUGGUAAUUUUUAAAUAAAAUAAGGUUUUAGGCAACUUUUAAAGUCUAACUUAUCAACUUUAAACCGUGAUUUAUAUACAAAAAUUGAGCCGAACUCUCAAAAAGAUUUGUUCUUCAAUAAAAAACUUGCUUUUUAGUUCUUAAAACCUCAAAAAUGAUCAAAAACUAAAUCAAAGCAAGCUAGAUUUACAGUAAGACAGUUCAUAUUGAAAAUAUUAUAAAUUGUAUAGCAUGAAAAAACAACAAGAACAUAUUUUUUGGAAUAAAAAUGUCUUGAGACUUAUUCAUCAUGAUUAAUAUUCGAUUAUAUUUAUUGAAAAGAUAUGAACACUUUAUGUUAUUCGAAUUUUGAUUAUACAAAAAGAGAUUGCGAGUGAGGGUGGUAGAAGGAUUGGCAUUCUGGAAGGAAAGUUUUUGCGGUUUUUUGAAGUUUUUGGCUUAAAAGUGAGAUUUUAGGUGGUUUAGGGUUAUAUAUUGGUUAUUUUUAGUGUUUUUUGAGGUUGGAAAUUAGGUUUUGAUAAAUAAAAAAGGUAAAAAAGGAUAUAUUAAAGCAUAUUAUAGUAGGUAUAAUCUAGUUCUUCAACAGUGUCCACUAAAAACACAACAUUUCUAUGUUAACAUACCUUGUUUUAGACAUCACAGACGACGACUUGCAUGGCGGCGGGCCGGCCUCGGCUUCGCACGCGAAAGACGGCUCCACCAAACACAAGGAGAAGAUUGGGCAUCGGCGGACGGAUCGUGAGGGUGGGGUCACGUACAAGCGUGUCCCCACCAACAACCUCAUGGGUGCCAUCCAAAUGGGCAUCUCCAACUCGAUCGGCUCGUUGGCGCACCGCAAGAUGCGCGACAUUCUAGUUCAGGACUUUGAUUUGGUGGAAAUGGUCGCCUUUCCGAGGUAUGACAUUUUGGGAUGGUGAAAAAAUAGAUUGUAAUAGGGGUAGAUAAGAAAACAAUUUUUUGUGUGUCGGGGUGGUGAAAUAUAUUUUUUGGGAUGGGGUGGUUAAAAAAUUCUACUUUACCUCUUUUUACCCUACCUUAUGUCCCUACAGUAACACUUUCAGUGUACUGUAACAAAUUCCUUUUCCAUUUAAAAUUUGAAUUUUUUUCAGCGAAGGCAGUGCAACAACACCAUCACACAACUACGGCGACUUUCGCUUCAAAACCUUUGCACCAUUGGCAUUCCGAUACUUUAGGGACAUUUUUCACAUUCAAGCCGCCGACUUUUUAGUGAGUUUUUGAAAAACCGAGAAAAUGAAAUUUUGAGUAAAAUUUUGAUAGGAUAGAAUUUUAGGUAACAAAUUAUUAGUUUUGAACUAUUUUUUGAUUUUGAAAAAUUUUAGGUAACACUUUUUGUUAGAAUUGGAAUUUAGGUAACAUUUUGUUAUCGAAAAUCAAAUUUUAUGAAAAAACUUGAUUUUUAUACCUAAAAACGUCAUUCUAAAUUUUUUUAAUGGUUUUAUACCUAAAAGUUUCAUUUUAACUUUUUUUUUCAGAAUUCACUUUGCACCCAACCCCUGAAAGAGUUGUCUAACCCAGGAGCGUCAGGAUCGGUGUUCUACGUCUCAGCCGAUGACAAAUUUAUUGUAAAAACGGUUCAACACAAGGAGGCCGACUUCUUGUGCAAACUACUGCCCGGUUACUACAUGAAUCUCCAACAAAACCCACGAACAAUGCUACCCAAGUUCUUUGGCUUGUUUUGUUAUCAAGUAGGUUAAUAUUGAGGAGUUUAGGUAACAUUUUGAGAUUUUUCAUAUGAUUUUGGAAAUAUUUUUUUAUUUUAGGUAACAUUUUAGUUUUUUUUGUAUUUCAAACGCAUUUUUAAAAAUUUUUUGCUUUUCAGAGCCUAGGGAAGAACAUUCGACUAAUUGUGAUGAACAACUUGUUACCUCAAAGCAUCCACAUGCAUCACAAGUUCGAUCUGAAAGGCUCAACCUACAAACGCUACGCUAGUCGAGCGGAACGAGCCAAAGCCUCACCCACCCUCAAAGACUUGGACUUUAACGAGGAAUACCCAAAUGGCAUCACACUAGACCCAAAAACAUACGAUAUCUUGAUGGACAUAGUAAAACGAGACUGUUUAGUUCUAGAAUCCUUUAAAAUUAUGGACUACUCAUUCCUCAUAGGUAUUCAUAACAUAGAUCUAGAAGCGGGGACGGCACGUGAAGACGAAGAUCAAGCACCGAUAGCUACACAAGAAGUAACGUCACCUUCUACUGACGAUCUACAGAAGAGUUCGGAGGCCGAAACGGAGAGGAAAGAGCCGAUCAGUGCGAGGACAGAAGCUUGGAGGGCACUUCAGCUGGACUUUAAUGCUCCAAAACCUAGUCAUGAGUAAGAGGGAAUCAAAAUUGAGACGUGAGACAGUCUUGGCGUUUAUUGGAAUGUAUUUGCAAGGGGAAAAACGACAAAAAUUUUUUUUUGCAAAGUAUCUUGUUUUUGGAGUUCAGCACUCUGAAACCUAUUUAUGAGUAAGAGGAAUGAUAUUGGGAAGUAGAUAAGGUCUUGGCGUUUAUUUGAAUGUAUUUUCAGGAAAAAACGACAAGACUUUUUUGAACUUAAUUUUUUGAAAAAAUUGAGGUUUUUUUGGAUUUUUAGGAUGUUUUUGCAUUACAUUAGGGUAGUUUACAUCGGCCAGGUUUUUUCAGAGUAAGGGAGGGAAGCGUGAAAAAAUUUUUUUUUCAAAAUACCAUUACUUAUUUCAGGACCGGCGGAGUACCAGCCCGCAACCACAAAGGCGAGCGUCUCCUCCUCUUCCUCGGUGUAAUCGACAUCCUCCAAAGCUAUCGACUAUUUAAGAAGCUGGAACACACGUGGAAGAGUAUUCUCCACGAUGGGGACUCGAUCUCAGUCCACAACCCCUCCUUCUACGCCGAACGAUUUCAAGGCUACAUCGCCACGAAGGUGUUUGUCAGAGGUGGGAGCCGGGUUUACAUUUACUAACCUAGUGUGGUAACUGUGAGCUAACAUGAGUGGAUUAGACUUUUUAACACUGUGCAUGGGUUGUUGCUGUAGAUAAUGGGAGUUGAGGGGGGAUUUUGAUGAUAAGGUUGGGGUUUUGGGCUUGGAUUUUGAAAAAAAGGGUUGAAUUUUGAAAAAUUUUGAAAAAAAUAUGAUUUCUUGAAGUUUUUUGCCAUAACUUUUUAGACCAAUUAGGUAUAAGAUUGAAAUUGUUGGUAAAGAAACAUUAGUUUAUAAUGUAUUUAUUGCAAAUCAAAAAUUUUAAAAAUUAUUGUUACUUUUUGGGUUACAGUAAAUUUUUCUGACUAUACAGUUUUAAAAUUGACUUUGAAACUUUUUGCCAUAACUUUUUACUGAAAGUAGUUAAAUGAUUGAAAUUUUUGGACAAGUUACCUCGGUGUAUAUAGUAUUUAACACAUUUUAGAAAUCUUAAAACUUAUUGCUUGUUUUUGAGUUACAGUAACUUUUGCUAUAAGGAAGGUGAUUUUUUCAAAAAAUUUCUAAAUUUCAUGGUAAAAUCCAAAUUUACAGCAACAAGAACACGGUUGUGGCUUAGCUAACUCACCUUUUAUAGCUAGUAUGAAUAACAAUUUUGACAGCUGGUAUCAGUAGACAAACAUUUUUGUUUGGAAAUGUUGAAGCACUCACGCACUAUUUGUCUUUUUUUCACGUCUUUAUUUUUUGACCGUUCUUAUGGUGCUGUUCGUUCAUGUGAAUGUAAUGGGUCGUUCAUGUUGAUUCAUGUGGAUUGUCAUAAAAUAUGGGGGAGUAUAAAAAAAUAAAUUACAGGGUAGUAGGGGAAGUUAACUGUUGUUUGGGAGCAGUUUAGGACUGAAAAUGAAGGGUUUAAGAAAAAAAGGGGGGGGGGUGUAGAAAGGGGAAGGAUUUUGGGUUAUAUUUGCUCUGAGAGCUUGGAUACAACCGUACCGUGCUUAAGUAAGACAAACUGAGCUCGAUACGGCAGGAAAUAUCUACUGGAGUGCAUUGGUCACUACUCUCCCAUUCUUCCGAAAAAAUAUUUUUAACAAAAUUUUAGCUUGGUCUCCCUGUUGAUUUUUGAAAAUUAAAAAAAAAUUCUGGCCUUUAUCUCUAUGAUUGGAGUUGGGGCUUCUUCUUCGGCCCUGGGGACGGGUAAAUGGCGGUGGGCUCACUUCCUCCGUACAGCCGAUUCGGAAAAAAUUCACGAAAAAUGGGUUCACAGAAAAAAACUUUUUUGGUUUAUACCUUACCAGAAUUACAGGUUACUUACUCGCACCUACUAUAAUAUAAUAAAUACAAAGAAGACAUGAAAAAAACAAUAAAAACCCACAUUUUAUGAAAAAAUAAACCACAAUUUAGCUAACAAUAACAAAACUUGCUUGAUCGUUGUGUCGUAACCUCGUCGAAACCUCUAUAUUGUCAUCCUCAGUUCGCUUCGCCUUCACCGUAUUAUUCACAUUUUAAGUUUGCGCCUUUCGAAACCGUUCGUACGCUCGGCAUCGUGUUGUUGUAGUCGGCCAACGUUUUUUUUUGUGACCAGUUUGUGCCCAUUUUUGAACCGAUUAUUACUUCUCGCAAAGCCUAAAACGUUUUUUACCCCGUGGAUUUUUAGCCGAAGCACAAUUCUCGCGACAUCCCAACAAAUUCCGGUCGAUUGUGCAUUCGUACUUGGGUGAGUACCGAGAAAACUUUCCGUUUUAUUCAAAGUACCGUGGAACUUUUGUAUAGCGAACACUUGUGUAACGAAAGUGUCGUAUAACGAAUAACUUUUGAAGCCUUAGCUAACGUUAAAUAGUGCAUUUAAAACUCUUAUACAGAAAGUCGUUAAUAACUAGACUUGAAAGGAGGCCCAGCAAGGCUUGGCCUUUUCUCAGCUGAGGGCUUGGCUGGGCCGAAGAAAAUUGGGGGGGGGGCGACACACGUGGUCCUGAAGGCCGGUACCAGAGUUCCCAAAUUGGCAGCUCAGGCUCCGCCUUUGUUUAAAUUUUCGCUCCGGCUCCGUAGCCCGUGGGAACUCUCGCCAGGACCCAAAUCAAGGCCGGGUUGGGCCAGGCUGAAGAAAAUUUGAAAGCCGAAAAAUCGGCCCGGCCUCCCUAUAGGGUAUCUGUAAAAAAAUUUAAAUUCCUUAAGCGAUUCGUUAUACAGAGGUUCCACGGUAGCUUUAUUUUUCAUUUCCAUUGGUUUUGGUUUUAUUUUCAAUUUUGAGUUUGACUUUUGAUUUAUUUUUUUGUUCAUCUAUCAUUUUGUUUUCUUUUUUGUUCCUGUUUUUCUUUGUUUUCAUCUUUUGGUUCUUUCUUUACUUGAUUUUGAUCUUUUGAUUCUUGUUUUAGUUUAUCAUCGCUUUCUUUUUGAGUUUUUGCUUUACUCAAUUUUCAUCUUUUGGUUCUUGUUUACUUGCUUUUCAUCUUUUGGUUCUUGUUUUAAUUGCUUUUUAUCUUUUUUUUCUCGUUUUAGUUCAUCUUUUGUUUCUUUUUGAAUUCAUGUUCUUGUGAUUCUAAGUUUUUGAUCAGGUUGUACUUGUAACGCUUUUUGUUCAUCUUGUCUUAUGAAUAUUUGAACUCUCAAUUUCAAAUUUAUACAUAUUUUGCCCAAAGGAUUAUAAUGAGAAAAACGUGAUGAGAAGGCCGUUUCAUAGAGUUUCUGAAAAGGUCCAAUUCAUUCCUGCAUUACUUGAACCAUACUAGAUACCUUAACAUUUGAUAAGAUUAUUAUAAUUUACAAGUAGAAAUAGUCUGUCUAACGCAAGGUUUUGGCUAGGUGUUUGUGUCUUUCUUCUUUGGGGGUUUUGUUUAGCAUUGAUAGUUAGUACAUCAAUAUUUUUAAAGUAGAAUGUUUUUCUUUUCGUAAACUUUCAUAAACGUUGCCCUAUCCAAUCACGCUUAAACCUUUUGCACAGGUUAACGUUAACAGUAACUAUCUAAUCAUAAGACUGAUGCAUCAGCUGAUGAAGAAUGUCAUAUUAUUCGUCGUACUUACAGUCUAAUAUACAGUUACUUUAUUUGCAAUACUAUAACAUAAUAGUUUGAAGAAUAAAGCUAAUUUUCCCUACUUUCCUCACUAACAUCUUAACCAAACUAGUCUGAUUAUGUUUGACCUAUUCAUCUUUGAGUACAUCUGAGUUUUGGAUUAUUUUAUGUUUGGGUUGUUUUUCGCAUGAGUUUUUGAGGUGAAAGGACUAAGUUUCAAUGCGUUUUGUUGAAUAUUUGUUACCUAAAAUGUCAUUUUCAGCGAUAAAACAAAACCCGCAACGGCACGUGCGAAACAAGUCGAUUCCAGAAGGUGAAGAGCCGAAGGAAAACGAGCCGUUGAUGAGUCAGCGCAACACUGACCGCCGAUCUCACUUCAAGUCCAGCGAUUCUGAGUAUGGUUUUUGAAGAUUUUACGAAAUUUUAAAAUCUUUGGAAAAAAAAAUUUUUUGAAAAUUUAAAUUUUUUUUUCAAAAUUUUAAAUUUCAAAACUUUCAGAAAACGCAAGAAAAUGGACCGCCUAUUCGCAUCGCCGGACGAAUCGUCCAGCUCAAAAACGCCCGUCGAUGGCACCAUCACCACUGCCGAUCCAUCAGACACUGAUCCUCAUCGAACCGACCGCCCCCUCGAGUACAGCGACAUUCAGCUGCGGCUGGACUAA